Molecule: messenger RNA, 1317 nt
Organism: Choloepus didactylus (southern two-toed sloth)
Lineage: Eukaryota; Metazoa; Chordata; Mammalia; Pilosa; Megalonychidae
Product: ADP-ribosylation factor-like protein 2-binding protein
Exons: 1
Coding region: 286-777 (163 amino acids)
Biological process (GO): maintenance of protein location in nucleus; positive regulation of tyrosine phosphorylation of STAT protein
Cellular component (GO): mitochondrial intermembrane space
Source: RefSeq, a predicted model, not a curated record
CCGCGAUCGCAGAGGCGGCGGCGGGCGCGGAGCGGCGUGGUGGGGCCUGAAGGCCCGGCCCGCGCAUGGCCGCUGCGCGAGGAGUGCAGGCGCAAACUCGGCUGGGCCGUGGCAGGCUGUGGGCCCCGCGGGGAGGCCUCUUCCCGGCCCCGCGACGCGCCCUCGAUGCCGUUUGGGGCUCAGCGGAGCGGAACGGAAGCCGGGCCCGGACAGCGGGCUGGGUAGAAGACUGAAGGGCCUGGUCGUCCGGCGCGGGUGGAUGUGGCGGCGGCGGCGGCGGCAGCGAUGGACGCCUUAGAGGAAGAGAGCUUCGCGCUGUCCCUCUCUUCCGCCUCUGAUGCAGAAUUUGAUGCUGUGGUUGGAUAUUUGGAGGACAUUAUCAUGGAUGACGCGUUCCAGUUAUUACAGAGAAAUUUCAUGGACAAGUACUACCAGGAGUUUGAAGACACAGAAGAGAAUAAACUCACCUACACGCCCAUUUUUAAUGAAUAUAUUUCCUUGGUAGAAAAGUAUAUUGAGGAACAGCUGCUGGAGAGGAUUCCUGGAUUUAACAUGGCGGCUUUCACAACAACAUUACAGCACCAUAAAGAUGAAGUGGCUGGUGACAUAUUUGACAUGCUGCUCACAUUUACAGAUUUUCUGGCUUUCAAAGAAAUGUUUCUGGACUACAGAGCAGAAAAAGAAGGCCGAGGAUUGGACUUAAGCAGUGGUUUAGUGGUGACUUCAUUGUGCAAAUCAUCUUCCACGCCAGCUUCCCAGAACAAUCUGCGGCACUAGCUCCCAUCUCUAAGCACUGGACUGGGUCUAGACAUCACCAGCAUGGUGGGCUCGAUGAGGCUUUGGCUAAUGCCAACAAGAGAAUACAGUUUGCAAAGACUGACUGUCAUGUGGCUCUUCAUUAAUGUUAAGUAUUGAUGAGUCAAAAAGAAAAUUCCCUGACCCUCCCAGGACCUGUUUCUCCUGAGCCACCUUCUUGUAUUCAGUAACCCUAGAGCCCCUCCUAGAGUAGACAACUCUCUCAAGUACAUCUGGGAGAAGCCCUUCAUUCAGCAUAAAUGGAAUGUCAACAGUGUGGAGUAACCCACCAUCACGAGCCCUCUCUGCCCCCAGUACCAGAGUAGGCUUUGGAAGAAUCUUCUCUGCAUGCUCAGCUCUUUUGCUUGGUUUCAGUCCUUCAGCCCCAGUGGUCCAGCUGGGUGGGUUUUUAUUUCAGUGUUUUAUCUAGAGUGUCACCACUCCUGUCUCUAGAUUUCCGGAGCCCCUAUUUUCAUAGCUAGUCUUGGCCUUGGCAGUCAGUGGAAAGAGAUGCCUUUUACC